Erinaceus europaeus (western European hedgehog) is the source of this 1323-nucleotide messenger RNA. It is a transcript of the gene NMRK1, whose product is annotated as nicotinamide riboside kinase 1. The record is from RefSeq and is a predicted model, not a curated record. The transcript has 9 exons. Bases 627 to 1163 code for a protein of 178 amino acids. Gene Ontology annotation, cellular component: cytoplasm. Lineage: Eukaryota; Metazoa; Chordata; Mammalia; Eulipotyphla; Erinaceidae.
CCGGAGGUGGGCGCGCUUGGCGGCGGGGGCGGACCCGGGGGUGCUGCCUCUCCAGCCUGGCGGCCCUGCGCGCAGGCCACUGGAAAGGAAGGGCCAACGCCAGGCUGUAGCCCGCGCUCCCCGGAGCUCCGCCGGCCGACCUUACGCUGCAGCCCCCGCUCCCUGGAGCUGCGCGAGCCGGUGGGACGCGAGCCCGAGCCGACUUGGGCGAAGGCGGGAGGCAACUCCCGGAGCCUGGCAGCCUGGGCCAGCGGUGACCCGGGCAGUGAGUGAACUUCUGGGCGGGGCCGACACUGCCCUGGGCGGAGGCCUGGAGGUGGAGGAGUGUGACAAAUGGUGGGAAAACAACACUGGCUAAGAAUUUGCAGAAACACCUACCGAAUUGCAGUGUCAUAUCUCAGGAUGAUUUCUUUAAGCCAGAGUCUGAGAUAGAGAGAGAUGAAAAUGGAUUUCUGCAGUAUGAUGAAACAAAAAUAAACUCCAGAUGGAUCAAGGACCUGGAUGUUAGACCAGAAACUAUCAAAUACUUAGAAGAAAAUAUUGGUGGAACACUUUCCCAUAUAAAUCUCAAGGGCAACUUUGAUGAUAGACACAAUUGCAAGGAAAACUAAAACAAAAAUAAACCAAUGGGACUACAUCAAACUGAAAAGCUUCUGCACAGCAAGAGAAUUUACAUUUCUGACAAGUCUCCAGUACUUGAAGCACUUAAUAUGGAAAAAAUGAUGUCAGCCAUUACCUGCUGGAUGGAGAGCCCAACACUCUCUCUGACACCCAUAGACUGGAAAAGCUCUGAGGAAAUUUGCAUCUUAAUCAUCGAAGGUUUCCUUCUCUUUAAUUAUAAACCCUUUAACACAAUCUGGAAUAGAAGCUACUUCCUGACCAUUCCAUAUGAGGAAUGUAAGAGGAGGAGGAGUACCAGGGUCUAUGAGCCACCAGACCCCCCAGGGUACUUCGAUGGACACGUGUGGCCCAUGUACCUACAACACCGGCAAGUGAUGGAGAGCAUCCCAUGGGACCUUGUUUACUUAGAUGGAACAAAAUCUGAGCAGGACCUACUUUUACAAGUUUAUGAAGAUCUAGUGCAAGAACUAGAAAAGCAAAAAGGUUUGCAAGUAGUAGCACCCAAGGUUUGCAAGUUACAACAAAAAGAUGGAAUGCACUGAGCCCUUCCUGGGGUGAAGAAACUCAAAGGAAUGUAACCUUAGCCAAGAUACAGUAUGCCCUCCCAUACACUGUCACCUGUUGCUUUGUCAUACAUAAUUUAAAAAUAUUUUAUUAAUUUAUUAAUGAGAGGGAUAGGAGGAGAAAGAGAGAGAAAGACCA